UGGCGGACAUGAAAGUACGCGCGUCGCGUGAGCUCCGUCUCUAGGUGAACUUUCGAGCGGUUACAUAUGUUGUAGAGUGAUCUAUACUUCCUAAUCAGACCCUGUUCCUAUAGCUUGUUUUAUACGUCAUAUUUUUGAACCAUCAUUUGCGAUAUAUCAACAUGGGACGGGAGAAAACUGACGCAGAGCCUGGAUCACCGGAGCCGAAGACAAAGAAGUACAGGACCAGAUCAGGCAACGCCAAGACGAAGCCGUGGAACACACCGGCGAAGAAUAUUCAAGAGUUCGAGGAAAUCAUUGAGGACCACACGGAUGCCGAGAAGACCAAGGUAUGCAGUCUCAAAGUCCGUACACAUUCAGAUCGUAUACCUAUGUGGAUAGAUGCCAACAAAGCUUACUUUAAUGGAUCGCUUGAAAGCAAUACUGGAUACAAGUGUACUUGGAAAAACAAGGACAUGCAACUAGCAGUCACGGACCCUUCCAAACCGGGUGAUAACGGGAAAGUCCUAACCAUCCAUUUCUACCACACUGGCACUAUCCUCCUGCAUGGGAAAGGCUCGAAGUGGUACGCGGAGAGUAUUUUCCCGAAAGUUAAAGAAGCUGUUAACAAACUGGUCCGCGAGUCUCUUAGACAAGAUGGCGGACCUGACAAUGACCAAGCCGUACCUGGAGCUACCGGAACAAUAGACGACAACUGUGAAACAAUAGACACCAGUUCUAACAGCGUGACGGCCGCCAUGACAGUCACCGACGACAAUGACAGCCAGGAACAUGAUGCCGAUCCAACUCAGACUACAACUCCGGAGCCUGUAGUAGAAGACUUGACAGUAGAGAAGGAAAACAAGUCAGAAUACACAACACCAAAGUCUGUGUCCUCCCCUACUAUCCGCAAGGUACUUGGUGGUCUUGAGAACAUUAUUCUGAGUCCAUUUUCAAAAGGAAAAAGUAGGGAGGAGAGACAACGAGCUGACCGGUCGCGGCGCGCCUUGAUCAACGAGAACUCCCCUAAAGAGCAGCCGCCAAACACAGAGGGUAACGCCGAGCAGAUAUACACAGCGCUGGUGGACGACCUAAACGAGUUGAAGACGCUAGUUUUCAGAAAUAAGGAGACGAUAGACAAACAAGGGGAAACCAUCAACAACCUACAAUGCAACCUCCAGAACAGAAAGAAAGAGAUUGCUAAACAAGCACAACACAUUGAAGACUUGAAGACUGAACUACAGCGUCAACGCGACAUCACAAAUGGCCUGACAGAAACUCUCGCUUCCCAGAGAGCUGACCAUGAAGCUUUACAGGCUCAAGUCGUCUUACUGACUAACCAAGCUCAAACUGUUGCUACCUCGACAAAACCUAAAUGCAGUGACUCUCAAGGGGACAAAUCGAGACUUGAUCGUCUCUACUCUGAGAUUGUUACAAACUCCGUCACCAAGUCGCCGGCAGGCCCUGCCACCCAGGUACCGACAGGUCCCGCUACCCAGGCACCGACAGGUCCCGCUACGAAGUCACCGGUAGGACCCGCCACCCAGGCUCCGGCAGGCCCCGCCGGGGACAUAGCGGCGUCAACCCGAACGGAGAACACAAGAGCGACGACACAAGUCAGAGUCUUUGCAGACUCUCUAUGGAACGAUGUCGAUCCGACCAAACUCUACAAGCACAAAAACACAAACAUUGUAAAAUCAACAACACUACCGAGGGCCAUAGAAAGAAUCAACACUUCCCCAGACACCACCACCGAGUUAGUCAUCAUCCAUGUUGGAUCGAAUGACAUGGACAACACAAAAUCCCGCCCAGAUAGCGUGGACAUAUGCGUGGAGCAGACGCGUGAACUGAUCGACGCUGCAAAAUCUUCUUAUCCAAAUGCGAAAAUCGCGAUAUCCCAGGUCCUACCGAGAGGGAUGAACAUGGAGUCUGGGCUGAACAGAAACAUCGCGUCGUACAACACCACCAUCGAGGUCGUGCCAGGAAGACAAUAAGUGACAUACAUCCGCCACAGGCUCCUCUCGGAGGACAGGACACUGUACAAACCUGACGGCAUACACAUCAGGCCUGACACCGGGGUUCGUCUGAUGGUGGCUGACGUGAAGCGGACACUGCGUCACCAGGAUGAAGCCACAGCACGCAGACAGCGCUGGAACACUGAUGGACAGGACACAAAACCGGUGAGGAGAACGCCGAUGCGAGGCAGCGAGCUGUACAGCCAACUCGACCAGUGCCCUCCGUUCCCGUGGAACAACCCAUCACCCCGACCGCCUCCCGCACCCCGGCCGCCUCCUCAGUGGACCAGCUUGAACAGACAGACAGGGCCGAUGCGGGCCGAGACGCAAGACAAACGCCACGUGGUAGAAAAACUAGUCAACAUGCUGACAGACUUUCUGAAACACUGAAUUUGAAUUCGUAAAGCGAUCAACAUGUGAUCAACAUGUACCCCAGAGGCUACUCAGGUGACAAACUUCCAUUUUUCUAACACUAUAGUACUUACUAACGAUAAUAGCUGUUGGUGCUAAUAAUAUGUUUUUCAUGUUACAAUUGUGGUUCCUAAAACUAUUACAGUAAUUUUGUAUUUAUUCACUCUACAUACAGAUGUAACUAUGCUCGUAUCGUUAUUAUACCUUUAAGAGUCGCUCCUUUGGCACUUGAUUCUAAAAUGUCGAUUCAAAAAGUGGCCCUCAGGUUCUGUUCAUGGAACAUUCAGGGCGGCCUUAGGCGCAAGAGUCAAGAUGAAGAUUUUGUUAGUUAUUUAGAAGAAUUUGAUUUAGUAUGCUUGCAGGAAACAUGGCUUAAGCCAGGAGAAAACUUUAGAUCAGAAUCAUUU
Branchiostoma belcheri (Belcher's lancelet) is the source of this 2812-nucleotide messenger RNA. RefSeq lists its product as uncharacterized. NCBI's taxonomy places the organism in Eukaryota, Metazoa, Chordata, Leptocardii, Amphioxiformes, Branchiostomatidae. The record is from RefSeq and is a predicted model, not a curated record.